Molecule: messenger RNA, 816 nt
Organism: Lachancea nothofagi CBS 11611
Lineage: Eukaryota; Fungi; Ascomycota; Saccharomycetes; Saccharomycetales; Saccharomycetaceae
Source: the annotation of a GenBank genome assembly
AUGAGUGGCAGCGAUCCUCUGUUAGCGAAUCUGAAUGCUUUUAAGAACAAAGUUAAAGUAGGGCCCAGCCCUGUAGCUGCCAAAAUGGUAGAAAGCGAAUCGAAAAAACGUUCAGUCAAGGAGGAAGAGAGCCCACUGCCUAAAAAGAUCAAAAGGGCAGAGACAUCGACACCAGAACAAAGUUUAAGCGGUACGCAUUUGUCAACCAAACUUCUGCUGGCUACGGAGUACAUCCAGGAACGUGGAGAGGCGGUCCCCAUAGAGCAAAUCGAAUCGUAUUUGUCACUCUCUCCCGAAAACAAUGUGAUUCCGCUGCUGAAAAACAUCAACAAGAUCAAGUUUGACGUCAAGCACAAUACGCUACAAUAUGUGUCGAUCUAUGAUGUGCACUCUGCGGAGGAAUUGCUGCAAUUGCUGCGAGCGCAGGUCACUUUCAAAGGCCUCUCUUGUAAAGAGCUCAAAGACGGCUGGCCACAAUGCACGGACGUGAUAGACGAGCUAGAGAACAAGAAUAGAGUGCUUGUUCUACGCACCAAGAAAGACAACCAGCCGCGUUUUGUGUGGUAUAAUUUUGGUGGAUCUUUAGGAGGUGUUGACGAAGACUUUGUAAAGAUGUGGGAAAACUGCAAGCUACCACAACGUGGUGAGUUGCCUCGUAAACUACAAGAUUUGGGCCUAAAGCCAGCGAGUGUGGAUCCAGCUACGCUGAAAAGACAGUCGACACGCGUGGAAGUCAAGAAGCGGAAACAGCGCAGGGGAAAAGUUACGAAUACCCACAUGGCAGGCAUCCUCAAAGAUUACUCGGACCGUGUAUAG